CCCUCGGACCGGCCCGCCCUUUCCACGCCCCUCACCCCGAAACCGCCCUUUCCCUCCAGGGCCCGCCCUCUCUCCGCCCCGAAACCUUGCGAGUUCUAACCCCGCGCACCCCUGGAACCUCUGCGCGGGAUUCCCAGAUGUCCCCCCCACUACUCGCACUGCCUGUUGGUCCCGGCCCCCUCUCCCUUCCUUUCCUCUGGCCACUUUUCACUUUUCGGUUUGCUGUCUCCAUCCCCGCUAGCCCUAAUUUUAGCAAACUUUCCAUCCACCCACAUGCUUUUUGGCCUUCUCUCUCCUGCUGUUUUUGACGCCCAGGUUAGCUUGGCUUCUUUCGAAGCUCCUGCUGCGUGCCUACCGUCCCUCACGUUUGCUCUAUGCACAGCACCUCUGGGGCGGGCUCCCAGUUGAAUUCUGUGCAAGGCCACACAGACCCAGUCAGGGUCGAGACCCCAUGAGUCUGACGCAGAUCACUCCAUGGAUGACAUGACCGCGGUGGUGAAGAUUGAAAAAGGAGCUGGCAGUGGUGGCAGUAACGGGGGCAAUGGCAAUGGCGGCGGGGCCUUUACUCAGGCUCGGAGCAGCAGUACAGGCAGCAGCAGCAGCAGUAGUGGAGGAGGAGGAGGUGGCGGCGGGCAGGAAUCCCAGCCAUCCCCCUUGGCUCUGCUGGCAGCAACUUGCAGCAGAAUUGAGUCACCCAAUGAGAACAGCAACAACUCCCAGGGCCCAAGCCAGUCAGGGGGCCCAGGUGAGCUCGACCUCACAGCCACACAACUUUCACAGGGUGCCAAUGGCUGGCAGAUCAUCUCUUCCUCCUCUGGGGCUACCCCUACCUCAAAGGAACAACAGAGUGGCAGCAAUUCCAAUGGCAGCAAUGGCAGCGAGUCUUCCAAGAAUCGCGCGGUCUCUGGCAGCCAGUACGUAGUGGCUGCCACCCCCAACUUACAGAACCAGCAGGUGCUGACAGGACUGCCAGGGGUGAUGUCUAACAUUCAGUAUCAAGUGAUCCCCCAGUUCCAGACCGUUGAUGGGCAGCAGCUGCAGUUCGCCACCACCGGGGCCCAAGUGCAGCAGGAUGGCUCUGGGCAAAUACAGAUCAUCCCGGGUGCAAACCAACAGAUCAUCACAAACCGCGGCAGCGGAGGCAACAUCAUCGCUGCGAUGCCAAACCUGCUCCAGCAGGCUGUCCCGCUCCAAGGUCUGACCAAUAAUGUGCUCUCAGGACAGACUCAGUAUGUGACCAAUGUACCCGUGGCCCUGAAUGGGAACAUCACCUUGCUACCUGUCAACAGCGUUUCUGCAGCCACCCUGACUCCCAGCUCUCAGGCAGUCACCAUCAGCAGCUCUGGGUCCCAGGAGAGCGGCUCCCAGCCCGUCACCUCAGGGACUACAACCAUCAGUUCGGCCAGUCUGGUGUCCUCACAAGCCAGCUCCAGCUCCUUUUUCACCAAUGCAAACAGCUACUCGACAACGACUACCACCAGCAACAUGGGAAUUAUGAACUUCACCACCAGCAGCUCAUCAGGGACCAACUCUCAGGGCCAGACGCCGCAGAGAGUCAGCGGGCUGCAGGGCUCUGACACGCUCAACAUGCAGCAGAACCAGACGUCCGGAGGCUCCUUGCAGGCGGGUCCACAGAAAGAGGGUGAGCAAAACCAGCAGCCACAGCAACAGAUCCUUAUCCAGCCUCAGCUGGUUCAAGGGGGACAGGCCCUGCAGGCCCUCCAGGCCACGCCAUUGUCAGGGCAGACCUUCACCACUCAAGCCAUCUCCCAGGAAACUCUCCAGAACCUCCAGCUUCAGGCUGUUCCCAACUCUGGCCCCAUCAUCAUUCGGACACCCACAGUAGGCCCCAACGGACAGGUCAGCUGGCAGACACUUCAGGUGCAGAACCUCCAAGUUCAGAACCCGCAGGCCCAGACAAUCACCUUGGCCCCGAUGCAGGGCGUCUCCUUGGGGCAGACCAGCAGCAGCAACACCACCCUGACCCCCAUUGCCUCAGCUGCCUCCAUCCCUGCCGGCACAGUCACUGUGAAUGCUGCCCAGCUCUCCUCCAUGCCAGGCCUGCAGACCAUUAACCUCAGCGCGUUGGGCACUUCGGGGAUCCAGGUGCACCAGCUGCCAGCACUGCCACUGGCCAUAGCAAACACCCCAGGUGAUCAUGGCGCUCAGCUUGGCCUCCAUGGUGCGGGUGGUGAUGGCAUGCAUGACGAUCCAGCAGGCGGAGAGGAGGGCGAGAACAGCCCCGAUCCCCAGCCUCAGGCUGGCCGCAGGACCCGGCGGGAAGCGUGCACCUGUCCCUACUGCAAGGACAGUGAAGGAAGGAGCUCUGGGGAUCCUGGCAAGAAGAAACAGCAUAUUUGCCACAUUCAAGGCUGUGGCAAAGUGUAUGGCAAGACUUCACACCUACGGGCACAUUUGCGCUGGCAUACAGGCGAAAGACCAUUCAUGUGUACCUGGUCCUACUGUGGGAAACGCUUCACACGUUCGGAUGAACUUCAGAGGCACAAACGCACACACACAGGUGAAAAGAAAUUUGCCUGCCCUGAGUGUCCUAAGCGCUUCAUGAGGAGUGACCACCUGUCAAAGCAUAUCAAGACCCACCAGAACAAGAAGGCAGGCCCUGGCGUAGCCCUGAGUGUGGGCCCUUUGCCCCUGGACGCUGCAGCAGGCUCAGAAGGCAGUGGCACUGCCACCCCCUCAGCCCUUAUUACCACCAAUAUGGUUGCCAUGGAGGCCAUCUGUCCAGAGGGUAUUGCCCGUCUUGCCAACAGUGGCAUCAACGUCAUGCAGGUGGCGGAUCUGCAGUCCAUUAAUAUCAGUGGCAAUGGCUUCUGAGAUGAGGCACCCUGGGGCCAGAGACACAUGGGCCAUACCCAUCAACCCUGGGAUGCAAGGUAGCAUGGGUCCAAGAGGCGCGUGGGAGAGUGAACCAUGAGGCAUUAAACUGCAUGGUGUUAGGAAAAAUGGGGCAAUGAAAACGAGAAGAGAUGGGGAACCCACCUCUGUAUCAUCAGUGCCUUUUUGAAGGCGGGAAAUAUUAGUGAACAUUCUGUUGCUGCCACCCUUGGAUGAGUGUUGGACCCCGGUUUCUUUUUCCUCUUCUCACCCCAGCCUCUCCUUCCUACAUUGCCCUUUUCAGCUCUCUCAUGAUGGAUCCCCCCACCCUUUCCUAAAGCCAUCAUGCCUUGAUAAAUAUAUAUGAUCAUUGAAAUACUUUUUAACAAAAAACAGAUUCUAUAUUAUAUAUAUAAAUAUAUAUAAAAAGAUAUAUAAAGAUACAUUCACAGGGGUUGGCUGGGAGGAGGAAGGAGACCAUUGUGUGACCAAUACGCCUUGGUCAUAUUUUUUAUAUAUAUAUAUAUAUAUUGCCUUAUUUUCUGUGGCUGAGCCUUGUUUUGACACAUCAAGCUUUUCUAUGGAUGUUGUCUUGGCUUCCCACCAGAUUCAGCGUUCCUAUCUUAAACUUUUAGUUUAAUUAUACAAACAUAAUGUUUUCCCAUUCUUAAUUUUAUCUUUUUAUUUGGGAUCAGCUUCUUGCACUCCUUUCCUUGAUUGAACCCUCUCUGUCUCCCCUUCUCUCAGCCGGUCACUUCAUACUUUGUUUUUUAUAAUGAUCCCUGGAUGAGGCACUUCUGUCAAUCUUUUUAAAGACGUUAGUUCCAACAGCAGAAUGGAAAACCAUUUACACUCGGGCUGACACUUGAGGUAGCUGUGGUGGGAGUAUACAAAAUAUACUACUGACGCAGGCACCUUCUUGGCGCCAGAGAGUCAACUGCAGCUCCUCUCUUGAUUAGAAUCAGAAGCCCUUCUGUGGAUUGAACAAGAGAGGCUUCAAAGGUGAUUGUCUAAGAUCAGUUUGUAUCACCUGUGGGGAAAAAGAAAUUGGGGGUCAAAUAAUAAUGCGUAGAGGCUUUCAGUAGGGAAAAAAGAUAGGUUCAGGAGAGGAAGUGAUGCAUAGUAGCCGGACUCAGGAGUUAGGGGAGCAUUUGGACUUGGGUACCAUUGUCUUCCAGGGCAACAUUAAGCCUUGAUGUGUGAGCUUCCAAAUUCAGAAUCAGAAAGGAAAUAUCCUUCCUCCUGAACACCCUGAUGAAUUUCUUUUCCGCUGUGUUGUGAAGGGGUAUCAGCCAAUGAAUGUGUUCCAGGUUUCCAUUCUGCAGAACUCCAGAGCAAGUCCUAAGAGGCAAGACAGUUGUUCUUAAGGUCUUUUCCCCAAACCUUUCCUUGUCAUGUACUUGGCUGGUUCCUAGGGGAAAAGAAGCAUGUGAUCAAGGGAAUGAUAGCCCAGAACAAAAAAAAAUCUUGUCUUACCACUGGUCUGUAAAAGAGAUGGGGGGAGAGAUCAUCCUACUUUCUCUGUGGCCUGAUUUCAGAAGAGACUGAUCCAAAAAUUAUAGCGGCAGGGAACUCUUAGUGCGUUGGGCCCUGAGAGGUGAACGCAGCCAUGGUUGUCCUCAAGGCCCAGCCAGUAAAAAGCAUUGUCUCUCUUGACCUUCUGGUAUCUGUCAGAGAGCUUUUCACUGUGAGGAAGUGUGGAAACGGCUGUGUGGUAUGCGUGUAAUCUGUUAGGUUGGGGAUAGGUUUUUUUUUUUUUUUUUUUUUUUUUUUUUUUUAAGCUAAUAUGAAGAGAGACCUGCAAUAAAAAAAAAAAGUACCCUGAUCUGAUAGAAAGUGAAAUGUUUCUGUAUGAUUGUGUGUGUGAAUGUGGGUUUGUUCCUGUAUAUAUCUACAUACAGAUGAGAAAUUAUAUUUGAAAUUGUUGGAAAAUAAAUCACAUUCAGAUCAAAUGCCUUUCAGGCCCAUUACCUAGAAAUCUGCCUUGAAACCUGGGUGUGUUCCCGAGGUAAUCUCUCUGCUUUUGCUAAAUCAUUUACAAUUGUGAAUGGGGGAUAUUCUACUGCACUUUUUAAAGGAGGAACUAUUUUUGUGUUUCAAAGUGAAACCAACAUUCAGAGCUAUAGCAGAGUCUUGUUCUUAAGUGUGUUUUUUUUUUUGUUGUUGUUUUUAAAUCUUGGCUACAAAAGGUGAUGCUAUGAUCCUACUAUAUAUUUUAUAUAAAAGACACCCACAUUAGGUUUUGGGUAAGUUUGUGUUGUUUAACCCGAGAUACAAUAACUGUUAACACCCUAAACAAUAAUUCACUCUUUUCUCUGCAGACUUACUAGAACACUCAGGAACUGUUUUAAGGAACUUUCCCCAGUUCAGAUUCAAUUAGUGCUGAAGUCACAGCCUUCCCUGGCCAGCCACUCUCAUGCCCUUGAUUCCCACUGAAAGGCGGGACUCAGACCUGUCGUCUUCCAUCUGUGAUCAUGUACUGGGUCUUAGUGUGGGGGAAAGGAGCAGGGCCAGCAGGAGGAGGCAGUAUUCAAGGAAUGGAAUCUUGUUCAGUAUGACAUGACAAGUUCUAAACUAGCUUAAUGAUGUGAAAGAGUAUAAGCCUUUAGGUUAUUUGAUAAUGUGUCUUGAAUGAGAAGCUGCUGGUCUACCGUCAGCCCCCUUCAAUAGCAUUACUGGGAGUGACUUGACAGCCAGUUCUUUGCACUUGCGCUAUGACCUCCUUAUUACCAAGGAAACUCUAUGUCCAGUACCUUCCCUGGCCCCUUUGUCUUCCUGCGGUGAUUGAGUCAUUUAGUCUUUUCCCAUCAGAAGUUAAAAGGCUACGUGCUUCAGAAUCGGGAGCUUGCUCUUUAAAUCCCCUCUCCUGCAACUUUGGGCCAGCAGAAAUGAACUGAUGUGCUUAUUGAUCUUCAAGUUGUUUUUGCAUGA
This is a messenger RNA of Ochotona princeps (American pika), 5766 nucleotides long. It is a transcript of the gene SP1, whose product is annotated as Sp1 transcription factor. Lineage: Eukaryota; Metazoa; Chordata; Mammalia; Lagomorpha; Ochotonidae. The transcript has 6 exons. Bases 475 to 2835 code for a protein of 786 amino acids. The record is from RefSeq and is a predicted model, not a curated record. Gene Ontology annotation, molecular function: DNA-binding transcription factor activity, RNA polymerase II-specific; RNA polymerase II cis-regulatory region sequence-specific DNA binding. Gene Ontology annotation, biological process: regulation of transcription by RNA polymerase II.